Vigna umbellata (rice bean) is the source of this 711-nucleotide messenger RNA. NCBI's taxonomy places the organism in Eukaryota, Viridiplantae, Streptophyta, Magnoliopsida, Fabales, Fabaceae. The record is from RefSeq and is a predicted model, not a curated record.
UUAUGGAUCUGAUUCUUACACCUGCAGCUGAUCUCUAAUCUCAAUGAUUAUCUGUACUGUGCAGAAAAAAUUAUUGGCAGUAGGAAUAAAAUAUGGUGUUUGCAUGAAUUAAAUUUUGAUAUAGCAGUUGGCAUCUGAGGCUGAGUUUGAUUAUAAAUUGUACCUCUGUACAGAACUCAUCAUCACUCUUCACUUUGAAUGCACAUAUAUGAUGGAUUCAAAUUCAAAGAAGUGUAACAAGAUCCGUGAGGUGGUUAGGCUUCAACAGAUCCUCAAGAAGUGGAAGAAAGCUGCAACAUCUUCCUCUGCUUCCAACAGUGCAGACAUGGUUCCAAAAGGCUUCCUCGCUGUCUGUGUUGGAACAGAGCUCAAGAGAUUCAUCAUUCCCACCCAUUACCUGAGACACCAAGCUUUUGAGAUUUUGCUCCAAGAAGCCCAAGAUGAAUUUGGUUUCCAGCAAGAGGGUGUGCUCAAAAUCCCAUGCCAUGUAUCAGUCUUCCAGAAAAUACUCAAGACCGUGGAGGACAACAACAACAACAACAAACAACCUUUGCUGCAUCACUCUGGCUUCCAUGGAGACAAGGACAACACUAGUUUUCACGAAUCAGAUUGUGAAGUUACUCCCCCUCAUCAUCCUCAAACUUGUACAUAGAUAUAUUAAUUCUGUAAUAUUGACAGUGAUCGUAAUAGACUGCUUCUAUCCUUUUGAGA